GGCUGACAGAGGGCCAGGGAUAGAAGGGGCUGCUGUUUGGGUCUGAUGGUAGUUCAGGGAUGGAGUCUCAAAAGUCUCCAACCCAGGCAACAAAUAUUUCAGUUCUUUCACUUCAGAUAUUUAUGACACGCUUUUCAGGUGUAAGCAACGUCUCAAAGCAAUUUAAAGUAAAACGGAAAACAACAGUAUUUGCUUUUAAGAAUUGGCUGUCAAGAUAGGGAUUAAAGUAAGGUUAGACUGAAAGUUUUUUUUUUAAUUGUGCCUCAUUGGAAGUAUGCACAAUCAUUAAGCCUUUAAGUGAGGUGUUCCUGGUUGAUAACACAGAAGAAACUGCUGGACAACUGAGAAAACUGCUAUUUGGCUUUUGGUGAGCAUCUCAUCCUAUUUCCCUGCUACCUGUUAAUCUGAAAAUGUGCUGAACGGGACAGAGGUCGCUUCCUUCUGCAGCAAUGGAUGAGGAGAGUUUGGAAGCAGCAAUUCAGACAUACAAUGCCCAGUUGCAGCAAGUGGAGUUGGCUUUGGGAGCUGGGCUAGACCCAUCGCAACAGUCUGAUCUAAUCCAGCUGCAGGUGGAUUUAAAGCAGCUGAUAGAACUUACGGAAUCCAGCCUGAUCUCUGUGAAAAAGAGCAAGCUGUGUGCAACUUUGGACCCAGGGGCACUCUCCACGUCUUCCUCUGUUCCUCUACAGCCAGACAGUCAUGAGCCUGGCCAGCAGAGCGCUGAUGAUGAAUAUGCCACUUUUAAGGAAGCCAUUGCUGAAACUGGUGGAGAAGAGGAGGAGUCCCUGGACACUCAAGAUGUGGAGAGGGAAGGAGAAGCUGAGGAGGAAGAGGAGGUGGAGGAGGAGGAGGUGGAGGAAGAAGCCAGUGGGAUGAAAGUAAAAGCCCCCUACUACAGUUCUUGGGGCACCCUUGAGUACCAUAACGCCAUGAUUGUGGGGAGUGAGUCUUUGGAAGAUGGAAGCCCAGGGGUCAGAGUCCUCUACCUUUACCCCACUCACAAGUCCUUGAAGCCGUGCCCCUUCUUCUUGGAUGACAAGUGUCGCUUUAAAGAGAAUUGCCGGUUCUCCCAUGGGCAAGUCGUAUCUGUGGAGGAGCUGCGUCCCUUCGAGGAACCUGACCUGAGCUGCCUUGCUGUGGGUUCAGCUUGCCUGGCAAGGCAUCAGGAUGGGAUCUGGUAUGCUGCUAAAAUCACAGACAUUGACAGCGGUUACUACACAGUGAAAUUUAAUUCCCUGCUCCUGAAGGAAGCUGUUGUGGAGGGAGAUGGCAUCAUGCCUCCGCUGCGUGGCGAGGAGAGCUCUUCCUCAUCAGAGUCAGAAGGAGAUGAGGUGGAUGAUGCUGGAUAUGCUAAAGUCAUUGACUCCGGCACCCCGGAGAACGGGGAAGGGCCCUCCACUUGCAGUUCCUCCUUCGGCAGCUGGGAGGCGCACACUCGUGGCAUUGGCUCUAAACUCCUUGCUCAGAUGGGCUACGAGCUUGGAAAAGGUUUGGGGAAGAAUUCAGAGGGCCGGGUAGAGCCAGUAUUAGCUGUCGUGCUGCCGAAAGGGAAAUCCUUGGACCAGUGUGCCGAGAUCCUCCAGAAGAAGAGAGACGGGAAGCUCCAUCCAGCCAAGCCCAGAAAACGGCGGGGAAAAGGGAACCAGGCUGCCCGGCGCUCCCGGCAGAGCCCAAAGUCCUCCCGGGAUGUGUUUGACUUUCUUAAUGAGAAGCUUCAGGGCAAGGACCUCGGGGAGCAGGAGGUGGCGUCGCUGGAGAGGAGCAGCAAGGAGAUCUACCAUGCCAGCAAGAGCACCAAGAAGGCCCUCAGCAUCCGCCUCUUCCAGACAGUGGAGAAAAUCGACCAAACCCAGAAGGAUAUCCGAGGGAUCCAGGAGGCGUUGGUGCGCAACGUCGGGCGGCACACCGUCGCCACAGCUCAGCUGGAAGAGAAGCUGGCUGGGGCCCGCAAGAGACUGGGUGAGCUGCGGGCUCAGGAGGCCAGCCUUCAGCGGGAGCAGAAGAAAGCAGACACACACAAGAAAAUGACAGAGUUCUAGUCCCUCGCUGUCUCUUUUCCUCCCUCUGUCCUUUCCUCCCACAGGACCACAUGUUGGCUGGGUGCCACUCCUGGAUGGGCCAUGCUGUUUCCCCUGGUCCAGAACUGGUCGCUGUCUUCUCCAAGAGCUGAGGGCAGCUUAGGCCAGGGGUCGCUAACCUGGUGCCCUCUAGAUGUUGCUGGACUGCAACUCCCAUCACCCCUGGCAGUUGACCAGGUCUGGCUGGGGCUGAUGUGUGCUGGGAGUCCGGCAACAUCUCGCGGGCACAUGUUGCCCGAUCGUAGCCAUUUGCCUUUCCUUGUUAUACGUACUUGGCCUUAUAAGAACACACCAGGGCAGCGAAGGUUUAUCAGGCAUAGGAGUCGCUAGCACAUUUCUGCUCUUCUCCUUGGCGGUGUUUCUGCUCCCAGGAUUCCUUGGCAGUUUCUUAGUGGUGGAUGAUCUCCACUCCCAAGUACCGAUAGGGAAAAACGUACUAAGAGAAUGAGGGGCAAAGCGGACUGUGUCCUCCUGAUCUGGCAGAAGGGACCGCUGCGUUCUUGCACACAGUGCCUGGACCAUGCGUCACGUCCAUAUUCCGCUGGUAGAAGCGGCUGAGGCUUCCUGUGCAGCUCUGGGCAGGGGAGUUCCAACAGCCACAUAGAAAGCAGCUUGGAAAGGGGGUUCACUGUGCUCUUGCUGGCUGUGUACGUCAGUGGCGUGGUCCUUUGGUGAUUCUUAGCCUACGGUCCGUCCGGAGGGCUCUUCCAUCAAAUUCCAGAAAGUCUGAAGGUGGAAUCACAUGACCACCUACCGUGUGGUCUUCUUCAAGCGGGGGUGGGGAAGGCUGUGGCUAUCCAGAUGCUGCUGGAGUCCAACCUCAUUGUCCCUGACCAUCAGCCAUGCUGGAUGGGGCUGAUGGGAAUUGGAGUCCCACGACCUCUGGAGAGCCACAGGCAUCCCCCUUCCCCUCUUAAAUGUUGUGGAAAGCUAGCCAUGUGCCGCCUCCAGACACACGGUGAGCUUGGUUAAGGUGUUCCUGGAACCAUCCUGAAAUCUAGGGAAGUGUCGUUUUGGAGGAGGGGGAGGAGAAUGGAGGGAGCUUGCAGAUGAUGACUCUCCCCAGAACAAGAACCAGCAAGUGAGGAGCUCUAAAGUGCUCAGGUGGCCCCUUUCUGAAGCAUUUACUGUCUUCAGUCGGAGCUGGCGUUGCAGCCAACAAAAGGCACUAUCACUGUUGCUCAUCCCUGCAGCCCCAAGAGGAGAUUGUAUCAGAGAAGAGGGUAAACGGUUUGGUCUCCGGAAGAACACUCUGCGAGGUGUUGGGGACGAUGGCAGGGGGUUCUGUGUUUCGGGGCUGGCUUAGACAUCUGUGUAACUUCUUGUCCACACUUCCUUUCAGAUUUUAAAGAUUAUUUUAAGUUAAAAGAA
Molecule: messenger RNA, 3449 nt
Organism: Rhineura floridana
Lineage: Eukaryota; Metazoa; Chordata; Lepidosauria; Squamata; Rhineuridae
Gene: ZGPAT
Product: zinc finger CCCH-type and G-patch domain containing
Exons: 7
Coding region: 450-2039 (529 amino acids)
Biological process (GO): negative regulation of DNA-templated transcription; regulation of transcription by RNA polymerase II
Cellular component (GO): nucleus
Molecular function (GO): metal ion binding; RNA polymerase II cis-regulatory region sequence-specific DNA binding; DNA-binding transcription factor activity, RNA polymerase II-specific
Source: RefSeq, a predicted model, not a curated record